Pomacea canaliculata is the source of this 693-nucleotide messenger RNA. RefSeq lists its product as uncharacterized. The coding region runs from base 171 to 533 and encodes 120 amino acids. The record is from RefSeq and is a predicted model, not a curated record. NCBI's taxonomy places the organism in Eukaryota, Metazoa, Mollusca, Gastropoda, Architaenioglossa, Ampullariidae. The transcript is spliced from 3 exons.
CAGUAAGGAUAUUGUCAAUUCACCUUUAGGUGGAGUCACGAAUCAACCAGCAAGGACAUAGAUCACCGACUAGCUGCCUGCUACACACCCCGAGUAGUCUCACCAUUGCAGUCACCACUUUCACCUGAGGAAAGACAAGAGGCCGCGAGUUCUCAGUCCACAAGACCAACAUGACAACAACACAUCAGUUAAUGGCCGCCGCCUUCUGUCUGUGCGGGCUUUUGUUUCUUCUCCACGUCGACUCUGUGAACAGCAUAGAAUGUAAGAAUUGUACCUUCAGCCAACCAGUUUGCGACAACGGAGGAAGUGCGCUAUCUAUUUCGUGUUCUGGUGGCUACUGCUUGACUACCAGAUUAGUCAGUGUAACCCCCGGCGUCGACACUCAAGGUAAGAGACGUGAGUGUGGUGGCAACUCGAUCAUCAAUUUUUGCGAUUAUAUUACCAUAAGCGGAAUACGAUAUUACCGAUGCGUAAAAACCUGCCCCACUGACAACUGUAACUCUGACGUUAACGGCACAUCUGUCAUUGGCUAAAACGGACGAUGAAAGGAGGACUGCAUUUACUGAAGAAUUGAGACCACAUGAAACAAGAAACUGUUUCACUCCAACUUGUUUACUCUUGUUUAAGACUUGCUUAAGUCGUCUUGUGUCUCUAUUGUCUCAGAAAACCGAAGAAAACCAGUUGAAAAUCAAA